GAAGUGAUAAUCAGUUGUAUUGUUGUGACUCUCGACUCGUUAUUUGUGGAAAAUAGUGAUUACAGAUGUGUUUGUUGUCGUUUUCAAAGCAUUUAUUGUAUUAAUAAUAAAAAGUGAUAAAAACAAUCAACAAAUUGUUGUUAAGUUUUAUAUGAUUUAGUGGUGAAUAUGUCGGACAAUACCGGCGACAGUCAUCCGACGGCCAAACCACUGGCCUUUGGUUUCAGUAAAAAAGUCAAACCAAAUACGUUUACAUUGAAUAACAAACUAAAUAACGAAUUGAAAGCCGAAGAAGUGAAUGAUAAUAAAGAUACAGAUUUCGUAUUAGCCAUUGAUGGCCAACAGAUCCAGAGUACUGUUCAAAAGCAAGAAAAGAAGGAACUCGUUAUUCCGCUUAUUGUUAAUAAUAGAUAUAAUUUAAAGUCAAAGAAUUCUGAUAAAUCAUCGAUUAAUAAGUCUAAUAAUAAUAAUAAUAAUAAUAAUAAUAAUACUGAAGAAAUUAGUGACAAUAAGAGUGAUGUUAAAGUUGAAGAGACACUCGAAGAGAGAGCAAAGAAAGAAUUGUUAGAUGAAGUCAAAGAAUUAACUGAAGAUCAAUCUAAGAGUGCCAUCUAUUCUUCGCUAGUAAUUCCUGUGUUGGACUCUUUGGUUCAAAAUAGAGUUCCUGAAGGAUACGAAACAAAUGAUAAUUUUGAUGUCUCUAUCAGACCAACAGAGCCAACACUCGGUGAUUAUCAAUCGAUUCCGGUCGAAGAAUUUGGUUUAGCAAUGCUUAGAGGUAUGGGUUGGAAGACGGGAAUGGGUAUCGGAGUUAAUGCCAAAGAGGCAUAUGUGCCAAUUGAACCCGUCAUCAGACCUAAAGGACUCGGUUUGGGUGCAAACAUAUCGAUUCCAAAACCAGUUUCUAAGAAAUCUGAAGAUCUUAAAGAAGAUUUGCAGCUAAAGAAAGGAUCAUUUGUUUGCAUUGAAUUUGGAGCUCAUAAGGGAUCUUAUGGUGUGAUUGAAGAUUUUGAUGACGAAUUGACAAGAGUUACAGUGAGAUUGACGCUCAAGAAAGAAACCAUCAAAACACCAAUUGCUUUGAUAAGAGUUGUCUCGAAGAAAGAAUUUCAAGACGAAGGAAAAGUUAUUAAUAAAACACAUUUUGAUGAAUACAAACAAAAAGAAGAGAAAAGAGAUAAACAAAAUGGUAGUGAAAACAGCAAAGACUCAAAAGGCAAACAUGAAAUUCAUAGUAAUGUUAGUCAAACUUCAUCUCAUAAAAGACAUCAUUCAUCGCAUCACAAAUCAUGGCUUAUGCCUAACCUUAGAGUAAGAAUAAUCGAUAAAAAAUAUAAAAAUGCAAAGUAUUAUAAAGAAAAAGUUAAGAUCAUUGAUGUCUUAUCCAGCGAUAAGUGCUGUUGUAAGACAAGUGAUAAUCGUAUUUUAGACGAUAUUGACUGUCAUAUGUUGGAGACUGUUAUUCCUCGAGAUAGUGAUUCACAAGUGAUGAUAGUUGAGGGAAAAUAUCGCAAACAAUUGGCAACUAUUGUUGAGAGACAUAAGUCACGAAAUGAGGCCGACGUUCAACUGUUAAGUGAUAAACGAAAAGUUGUGACUUUAAGUUAUGAUCACAUUUGUCAAUAUAUCCAUUGA
Molecule: messenger RNA, 1635 nt
Organism: Oppia nitens
Lineage: Eukaryota; Metazoa; Arthropoda; Arachnida; Sarcoptiformes; Oppiidae
Product: G-patch domain and KOW motifs-containing protein-like
Exons: 1
Coding region: 169-1635 (488 amino acids)
Biological process (GO): mRNA splicing, via spliceosome
Cellular component (GO): spliceosomal complex
Molecular function (GO): nucleic acid binding
Source: RefSeq, a predicted model, not a curated record